Messenger RNA from Auanema sp. JU1783, 1104 nucleotides. The record is from the annotation of a GenBank genome assembly. Lineage: Eukaryota; Metazoa; Nematoda; Chromadorea; Rhabditida; Rhabditidae.
AUGCGGUGGCUCCUGCUAUUCCUGUUUAUAACAGGAACAUGGGCUGAAGAAUGGGAUGCUCAAAACUAUCCAAACCCAACGGCAGGACAAUUCAAAGAAUGUAAAAUGAGAACAACUGCUAAUAUUUGCGACCCAGACGGAGUCUUAAGUGAAUCAUCAAGAUACCGACUUGACCACGACUUGAAACAGUUGGAGUCACGUACUCGUCAGGAUAAUGCGCAUAGUUUCUGUGAUAAGAAAGGAGUCACAGCAGCCAUGGCUGUGGCUCGGCACGUCAAGGGUGGAUCAACUGAUGCCGUAAAGAGAAUGGCUAAUGAUAUGUUGAGAAAGUGGACGUUGGAUAACCAGUGCCAGAAAGCGAUCGUUAUAGUGGUUUCAACAGACGACAUGAAGUUCUGGGUCGCUCGAGAUGAUAAAGUUCCGGUAUAUGCCGAAGAAUUUACUGAAAUAUUCAUGCAACAAAAGACAUUGUUCCAACAAUCGAACUAUCAACAAGCUUUAACGAACAUUCUUCAGGCAACUUGGGAAAAGUCUUUAUCAAAAGCUGGUAGCCCCAGAGCACCUUCUGGUUCCGGUGGUAGAGGUCAACAAGCUCCUGGAUUCAAUGAAGGAGGAAGUGCUGGAGGCAUUGGUGGAAAAGGUGGUGCAGGACAGCCAUUUAAAAUGCCAUCAAUACCAUCUUGGGUAUGGCUAGCACUUAUAUUUGUCGUCAUUCCAACAUUGUGUUGCUGUUUGUGCUGCUACUGCUGUUGUUGCAGAUCAAAGAAUGGAAAUCAAAACGGGCCCGCUUCCGGUGCAAUGAAUGAUGGUGGCGCGCAACCCAGAUCAGGCGGUGGAGGAGGAAUGUUUGGAAAUCUUCUGCGAAGUGGCGGUGGAGCCGCUGUUGGAUCUAUGAUAGGAAAUUUCAUCUCUCGAAGAGGUGCUGGUGGCGGCGGCGGCGGCGGAGGAUUUGGAGGUGGCAAUAGAGGACAAGGAUAUCAAGGAGGUGGAGCUUAUCCAUCUGAGCCUCAGCCUGUAUAUGACGAUAACGGUGGACAAGGUGGUGGUGGUUUAUACCCAUCAGUAGCGAAGAAAGAUGAAGGUGGAGGAGGAAGUUGGGCGUAA